AUGAUUUUCGGUCGCCGUUUAUUAUAUACUCUUCUACUUUUAGGAUCUGGAGCCAUUGGGUCUCUUGCUAAGACCAAUCCUAUUAUUAUUAAGGGAAAUGCAUUCUUUGACUCGGAGACCGGUGAGAGAUUCUAUCUUCGUGGUGUAGACUAUCAACCUGGUGGUUCUUCUUCAUUAGUUGACCCGUUGGCUACUGAUUCUUGCUAUAAGGAUGUCGAGAUCUUUAAGAAAAUGGGGGUGAACACCAUCAGAGUUUAUCAAGUGGACAAUGCCGCUGAUCAUGAUAAUUGUAUGAAGGCUUUCGAAGAAGCUGGGAUUUAUGUCAUUCUUGAUCUUAACACUUUUCGCCAUUCGAUUUCAAGAGCCGAUCCAGCAUUAUCGUAUAACAAAGUUUAUUUGCAACAUAUCUUUUCUACUGUGGAUGCUUUCAAAGACUAUGAUAAUGUGCUUGGCUUUUUCUCUGGUAACGAAGUCGUAAACGACCAUGAAACGACGGCCAUUACUUGGGUCAAAGCUACGACAAGAGAUGUUAAGGCUUACAUUAAAAAACAUGCUAGUAGACAAAUUCCAGUCGGUUACUCUGCAGCAGACAUAGCCGAAAAUAGACUCGAGUUGGCUCAUUACUUCAACUGUGGAGAUGAAAGUGAACGUGCAGAUUUUUAUGCAUUUAACAUGUAUGAAUGGUGUGGUCACUCUAGUAUGAGCGUUUCUGGGUAUUUCGAUCGGAUUAGAGAGUUUAGCAGUUAUUCCAUUCCUCUGUUUUUAUCCGAAUUUGGUUGCAACACUGUCGAGAUUUUCGAAGAUCAAACCCCAGACCGUCCAUUUACGGAAAUUGAAGCCAUCUAUUCCCCUCUAAUGACUGAAUCAUUUUCUGGAGGAUUGGUGUAUGAGUAUUCAGCUGAGCCAAACAACUAUGGUCUUGUUAUUGUUGAUGAUAAUGAAAAUCGUAAGAUAUCUAAGAACUGUGUAACAUUGAUGAAGCAGUUCCAAAAGGUACCAAAUCCAAAGGGAGAUGGAGGUUUCCGAGAGAAUGCCAGUCCUAGCGAGUGCCCUAGAAACUCGACCUAUUUCCAAGCAUGGGAUGUUCUGCCUACCAUGCCCAAAGAAGCAAAAGUUUACUUGGAAGAGGGCGCUGGAGAACCGUUGGGUAUUGACGGACCUACAAAUAUGUGGUCUCCUUAUCAUCACCAGGAUGGAAAUGGAUUCACUACCCCUAAGCAUCCUAAGGUCAAACCAGGUCUAUCAAAUGCUACAAACAGUUCAAAGGCGAACCUUGGCGAGGAGAAAGAAGAGGAAAGUGCAUCCUCAAAAGUUACCUUUACACUUGUUCAGCUUGGUUUGGUGUUACUGGUUUCAAUGUUUAUUAAAUUCUAA
This is a messenger RNA of Schizosaccharomyces osmophilus, 1374 nucleotides long. It is a transcript of the gene gas4, whose product is annotated as spore wall 1,3-beta-glucanosyltransferase Gas4. The coding region runs from base 1 to 1374 and encodes 457 amino acids. Gene Ontology annotation, biological process: fungal-type cell wall (1->3)-beta-D-glucan biosynthetic process. The transcript has a single exon. Gene Ontology annotation, cellular component: cytoplasm; fungal-type cell wall. Lineage: Eukaryota; Fungi; Ascomycota; Schizosaccharomycetes; Schizosaccharomycetales; Schizosaccharomycetaceae. The record is from RefSeq and is a predicted model, not a curated record. Gene Ontology annotation, molecular function: 1,3-beta-glucanosyltransferase activity.